AUGCGCACGGUCAAGCUCGUCGUCAUCGGUCCCUCCGGCGUCGGCAAGACCAGUCUUCGCGGCCAGUACAUCUCGGGCCGUUUCUCGACGGGAUACAGAGCGACCAUCGGCGCGGAUUUUAUCACCAAAACGCUUCCGCACCCAACGAACCCAGAUGAGAGCGUGACGCUGCAGAUAUGGGAUACGGCAGGCCAGGAACGCUUCUCGAGCCUCUCGUCCGCCUUCUUCCGCGGCGCGGACGCCGCGAUGCUCAUGUUCGACGUCAACUCGCGUGACUCGCUCCAUGCGCUCGCCAAGUGGUGGGACGCCUUCCGCCAGAACGCGCCGCUCGCAGACGACGAGAUGGACGACUACCCGUGCGUCGUCGUCGGCAACAAGGUCGAC
This is a messenger RNA of Coniophora puteana RWD-64-598 SS2, 384 nucleotides long. RefSeq lists its product as uncharacterized. Gene Ontology annotation, molecular function: GTP binding; GTPase activity. The record is from RefSeq and is a predicted model, not a curated record. The annotation marks the transcript as partial. Gene Ontology annotation, cellular component: late endosome; phagocytic vesicle; vacuole. Gene Ontology annotation, biological process: regulation of vacuole fusion, non-autophagic. The transcript is spliced from 3 exons. Lineage: Eukaryota; Fungi; Basidiomycota; Agaricomycetes; Boletales; Coniophoraceae.